GUCAGCCUGCCGAUAAGAGCGCAGACAGCGCAGCCGCUCGCUGCUUCCGAAACGCUUUACCCUGAGCUCUUGCACUUGUAUUGACUGGGCUGUCCUUGCAGAGAGGGAACCCAAGAAUUAGACGGGGCAAACGGGCGACAUUAAUUAAGCAAUUCGAGUCAGGAAGGGAGAGAGGCCGUGUUUUUAACCUUAGUGGACCUGGGAGGGAGGAGGAGGAUGAGCUAUUCUUGUACCAGCAGAGAGGCUGUCUGCAAUAGCCAGAAUCCGUCCAGCGCCAGGACACCUUGUGGCAGUAAUCCUGGCAGCAGCUGCGGCGCAGACAGCGGCGGCACCAGUAGCAACCAACCCCGUGGCAGUCAGGCGAACCCGAGCCCAGAAGCGCAGGCGGCAAUGAAAGUGAAGAAGGGAUGCAGCUCGCCGAACUCGGGGGUCCCGGCGACCACGGAAGAGGAAUUGCUCUCCAACUCCGUAAUAGUUCCCGAGGAUGUCCUCGGCUUGCAAAAGAUCACGAAAAAUUACUUAUGCAGCCCGGAGGAGAAUGUGUACAAUAUCGACUUCACGAGGUUCAAGAUCCGUGACAUGGAGACGGGCACCGUGCUGUUUGAAAUCACCAAGCCUCCAACCACUGACAAAGCUGGCAAGAAGGAGCUGGACCCCAACGCUGGGCGCUUUGUACGCUACCAAUUCACCCCUGCUUUCCUGCGGCUGCGCCAAGUCGGCGCCACGGUGGAGUUUACCGUCGGCGACAAGCCCAUCAACAACUUCCGCAUGAUCGAGAGGCACUACUUCCGCGAGCAACUCCUCAAGAGUUUCGAUUUUGAGUUUGGCUUCUGCAUCCCCAGCAGCAAGAAUACCUGCGAGCACAUCUACGAGUUCCCACCGCUCUCCGAGGACCUCAUGCGAGAGAUGAUCCUGCAUCCAUAUGAGACUCAAUCUGACAGCUUCUACUUUGUGGACAACAAGCUGGUGAUGCAUAACAAGGCAGAUUAUUCGUACAGCGGCGGGCCCUAGACAGAUGGACGGGCAGACAUAUGGACGGAUGGACAGGCCAAGGACAGAGAUCGGAGGUCCCACUGCGCCCACCAGGUCCGGAGCCCAGCCCCCCCACCCCACACACCAGUGAACUACAAAGCAUUACUUAAAAGUCUAGACACCUGUCUAGUGGGACUUAACAUUGCAGAACUAUUUUCAUAUCUUCUCUUUGGUUUCCUGGUCAUCUGCGGCUCCAGAGUUCCCCUUCAAACUGCUGAAUCUGUCUCUCCCCCACCCCCCUAACUGUGGAUACGUCUCCCAGUCUCUCUCUCGCUCGCUCGCUCACUCACACACACACACACACAAUCACACACACACACACACACACACACAGCCCCUUUGAGCAGCACUUACAGAUUAUUUUUGUAAUGAACGUGGUAAUGGAACGGUAUGAUUUAAAAACAUUAGAUUGAAAACCAUCCCAGGUGCAUCAUCUAGUGUUGGUGUAACUCACACUUAGGGUAGUCUCCUUAGACAGAACUAGUAGGUCACAAAUCUGUAAGUCAGCCCAUGGUUAGAAUAACUUCUGCCUUGGAUAGUCUCUGAAACACCAGCAUGUGCAUAGUCAGUGAUACCAUCAGUGGUGUAGAGUGUAGCCUAGCUGAAGGUCAUGCCUUUUCCCUUAAAGUUAUAUUCAGCUCUGCUCAACUGUAACCCAUUUUUGUUACGUCCAACUUGUCUAUAAACUGCUGCGUUUGAUUAAUUUGUUCCAGACAACUUGCCAAGAAAAAGGGGAAGCGUGUUUCACUUCUCCAGUGAAUCAUGGACUCCUCUCCUAACUUUGUGCAUGUCUUUAUGAAGCUGACGCAUCAGCACAAGUAGAAACUGGUAGCGAGGGUCUCAAAUUUGCCCUGGUGAGAGUUACUGGUAGCCAUGAUGACCAGCAGGCCGUCCACACUUCACUGACGCCGCUAUGUGUUCAUGCCCCAGUGUCACCGUGUGUGAAGUGUCAUGUGACCUUGUGACACUGGUAUCAGGUCAGUAAAUAGUAAAGUCACAUUCAGUUAUAUUUCAGAAUAGGUUAUGCAUUGUUAAUCUUACUCCAUAUAGUGGCCUCCCAACCCUCUCUGUUCUCUGCGGCCGCACUUGAUAGGAUGAAUCUUCAUUUGCUUGAACUCUGAUUUCUCUGUAAUUGCCAUGGGUUUCAGAAAUUGCUGAUGUAACAGUAUUUGAAUCCCCUCACCUCCUUGAAGUAAAUACUGUUAGCCAGUGAAGCUUUUCUUGUAUACGACCUGUCUAAUAAUCCCUCCUGCCCACUGAUUUUACAUCACAGGCUGUUCUCAGCAGGUCGUGCUGUGUACGACCUUUGACCUCUUCCAAGGUUCUGGAUCUAGGGGCUGCAGCAGUUCUGUGCUGUAUGAUUCUGCCAGGCCUGUUUGUGACCCUGCAUCAGCAUCUCACUGCCAUUUUUAAGAAGACAAUCCAAAUCUGUGUAUAACAAAUAUGUCUUUUGAUAUGUCUGAGUCUAAGUCCCACAUGAACAUGUUUAAUCUUCCCUGCCAUGAGAGUACAUGAAGGAAUCUGCUCUGGUCACAUCACCAUUGACACUAGUGACCUGACAUUGCUCAUGUACCAUCAGCACAACCUCUACUUUCAUUUAUAGGAAGUCUUUCGGGCUUAAAGGCAACAACCACUCUUUUGGAGCUUAAUGAGCUUAAUUGUGAACAUGUGGUCACAAUUGUGACUUGUGGGAAAAUAGGUUCAGAAUCCCAGGUUGCAUCCACUUCCAUGCAUAUCGAUUCAUAUUUGGAUAUGUUGCUUUACAUUGACAAUUAACAUAAUGUUUGAAGGAAUGAGUCAUUCCGACAUGGCUUGUCAGUACUUCUUUUGAGGGUGGUCUGUCCCGAAUUUAAAGCAGCAGCACACAACUGAAAUCGUUUUAGCAGUAUUUUGAUGAAAAUGUGUGUAGUGUCAACGUUUAAAACCGUGUGAUCAAAUCUCCAAGUUUUUGUCCAUCCAAUAAUAGUCCUUGAGAAUGUUACUGAUCCCUGCAUCCUUUUGCAAAUGCAAAUCAAUGAAUUGUACCAGUUUUCCAACAGCCAUCAAAUUUAAGGAACGGUAGAGCAGAGGUUAGACGUUCCACAAUCCUCCGCUGACUGUUAGUGGACAUUCUGUAGUGUGAGUAUGGUGACGCGGUUUGUGUAUGUAGUUGCUGGAUUGUAGCAUUCUGUAGAUGAUUCACAGAAAUCCAAUAUGUCAAGUAAAGACAAUUUGAUACCGUAGAGUUUGACUCUGGGUGUUAAAAUAUAUAUAAUACAUACAGACUUCAGUAUAUGAUUUAAUGUAUGUCAAGAGAUUUAUUUAUAUUUUAAAAAUGUGAUUAUUGUAAAAUGACUUUACUUUGAUUAAUUUGCUUCUUUCCAAGUUUUGGACAAUUCAAAUGCCAGUAUAACAACUAUAUAAAUGUGAUUUUUUUUUCCAACUAA
Messenger RNA from Paramormyrops kingsleyae, 3458 nucleotides. Its product is annotated as protein unc-119 homolog A-like. The record is from RefSeq and is a predicted model, not a curated record. Gene Ontology annotation, molecular function: lipid binding. Gene Ontology annotation, cellular component: intercellular bridge; centrosome; spindle midzone. Gene Ontology annotation, biological process: negative regulation of clathrin-dependent endocytosis; positive regulation of protein tyrosine kinase activity; mitotic cytokinesis. NCBI's taxonomy places the organism in Eukaryota, Metazoa, Chordata, Actinopteri, Osteoglossiformes, Mormyridae.